CAUUUCCUUCUGUGUGAUCAUGUGAGAGUGUUCAUUUUGCUUUCCCACGGAUGCUUUCAUAUUUGUAGGUAUUGCCACGUAAAUCACGUUGGAGUAAUUAUAUUAACGGUAGGUUAUAAAUUUAAAUGACGGAUCAUCAGAGAAGAUAUCUAUUGUAAAGUUGUAGACCCAUUUUAAACGAGUGAAAGUAAGAAGAAAUAUUGUAGUAAUUGCUGCCUUUUUAGUACAUUCGUUUGUAAAAUGUUUCUUUUCUUUAUACAAGCCUGUUGAACCAACAUCUCUUAUGAGAGAGAGAGAGAGGUUAUCGGGUGAGCUUAGUAUUUCCAUCCUGUUAACAGCUGGUCCAUCCUGUUUCCUCUGUCUGUUGCAAAGGUAUAACUAAACAAAUACGCUUGUUUGCACCGGUGGGAGGGAUGUUGGAGCCGGCACCUACACUGUAGUUUGUGCAUUAGCCGCCAUUGGCGCUGGUGUGGUGAUGGAUGCGCGACUUAAGCUGUUCUGUCUCUUGGGCUAUUGAAAAAAGAACAAGAAAGCCAGCAACGGUCUUAGUAAUAAUGACGAUGGUGAUGGAGCAAUGACGUACAGAAACAAGAAAGAAAACACGAUGACCGUUGAUUUCAAAUGAAUACUGGGCGGAGCCAAUGCAGGCAAACAGUCAAGGUCAGGUGAUCAGAAUCUUGUCAGGACAGUCAGUCACAGUGCGCCUCCCUUGUUGUCAGAUGACUGCUUCGCGCAGUUAUGACUUUACGGUUUUCCUUCGAAAGAAACAGAAAGGAUGAAAAUCAAACAAUAAUGUGAUGAAAGUGAGUUCUUCCCGUCAAAAGUCACAGAAAGAGAGAGUAAAGAAAGUAACAUAAUCUAACCACCUUUUGGUCAACCAAACCCAAGGUUAAGAUGAUGACGCUUGAAUGUGUGAGUUGCAGCCAAUAAGAUACUAAGAUUUCUGCCUUCUGCAACCGCCGUAGGAACUCUCUUUGAUGGAUGCGUUGUCAGGCGUCGCCUCCCACAUCCCGUGGUCAUGGCUCUGGCGGAGGGGCGUCGUCCUCCUGCUGGUGGGUGUCGUUGUCUUCAGCCUCUUCUUCAGUGACUCGCCACCAACCAAAGAUCCACCGCCAGCAGCCUUGAGCAAGGAAACCAGAGAAAUCGAAGUCUCGUCGUCACAAGAAAGCAAGAACGACUUGGAACCGGCCACAUUCAACCCUGCCGUCUACCCAACUCCGUUCAUUUGCUCAGAGCCAUCUUGCCCUCCUUGUCCAGUGGAUACUCUGUCCUCUCCAGCGGCACCUUCGACCGCCUCUGACCCUCUGCUCAGCGUCGAGUACAGGAGGAGGUUGGCCGAUGCUAUUGCCAACGUUCAGCUUCAGAUAAGUCGAGUGGCAGGCCGCCAAGCAAUGGUGGAUGGCAAAUGGGCCUUGACUUUAGGGGCUAUAGUAGACGAGCUGGACCCGAGAAGAAUCCUUUCCUUGAACUCCACUGUGGAUUUCGAGGGUAACAAAACUGCGUCAUCCGCAAACAGGACCAGGCACGUCUGCCCUGAAGUCUUCAUGGGAAAGAGAUACGAUCAUCCUUUUUAUCAGCAUGGCAUGGAAACUUCCAAUUGCUCCGACGUCCCUGAUUUCAGCCAGACACUGACAGCUAUCCUUCCUGCCCAGUCGUGGUUACCAAGUGAUGCUAACUUUAUCAUUUCGAAACUUAGCAAACUAUAUGAUAUUCCCAUUAUUGCUUUAGUGUCAAACAGAACAACUUUGAAGUUUAAGCAGAAGAACAUCAAGAUUUUGGUAGCUAGGAAAAAUUACUCAGAGGCCACCUUGCUCAAUGGGCUGAUGAAGCUGUCAAGAACUCCUUACGUGUUUCUUGGGUCUUCUCUGACCCAUUUCACUAACCAGUCCUCCUUAGAGAGACUGGUGAGAAUUCUGGACGAAACGGAACACGUAAAAGUUGUUGGUGGUGCUGCUCGAGAUGCCCAUGGCCACUGGAUUCACGGCUGCCUUCAGCAGAAAAUGAGCAACUAUAGGGCUACGUAUACCAUAGGUUACUACUACUCUAAGAGCGAAUGUAUGUACUGCGACGAUCUGCUAACCCCAUUUGUAACUACGAGAAAACUUGUGGCUGAAAUCCCUUUCUCAGAGGGGUUACAUGGACCCGCUCUUUUCCGUGACUGGUUUGCUAAAGUUCGUGAGGCAGGUCACUUGACAAUGACCUGUCCCGAUGUCAUGUUUUUCGUGAAUAACCAUGCAUCGAUGACUGGCAGUGACUGGCAGAUGAUGGCUCAGCAAUGGGCUCUCCAGGAAAUUCAUUCAUAUACAGAUGAAGUGCAUUCAUUCACAUGUGACAGUGUUAACAUAAAAUGUGACAACUUGCGUUCAAUUACAAAAUCUCUUUUGUUGCCACCUUGUUGUAUCGAAGACGCCCACAAGGACGUUGGUUUUCUUAUUGACUUCGCUGACAGCCGCGGUUUACAAUACGAGUUACAAGCUGGCUCUGUCUUGGGAGCUGUGAAAUUCGGCUCUUUUCUGCCGUGGGAUAUGGACCAUGAUAUCUUCGUGGAGUGUAAAGACUUUAAGACUUGGACUAAAGAAUUCAGUAUCUUUUCCAAGACCUUCAACUGCACCCCGAAAGUCAAGUACAAGAAUACAUUCCUCAAGAUAUUUUGCCGUUCAUUUACUCUCGAUAUAUUCUGUAGGAGUCGCAUGAGCAAAAUUUUCCUGCCGGAGGAGUACCAAGAUAUACCGACUACUAUCUGGUAUGGAGGUCGAUGGACCAAAGUCGUGUCGAAUCCUGGCCUCUUCAGCCGAAACAGUAUAGGGUCAGAGAUCCUGAAGCACAUGCAACAUUCCACCCACUUCACGGACGCCGAAACGAACCGCGGGUAUGGAAGGGCCGGUGUGUGGCUUCCCUGCAAAGUUCCCAAACACCAUUCCUGUCUUGAUCGAUACCCGGCUGACGGGAGCUUACCAUUUCUUCGUUAGGAAAAUAUUCUUUUGUACCUUGUUGAGAUCAGCGUGAUCUGCAUAGCAUGUUGAAAUAAUCUUUAUUUCAUGCCUCAUUCAUUCUCAUCUUUUAUAGCAAUUCGUGUGUAAUGAAGUAAUAAAGAUAAAUGAUUGUUUCAAAA
This is a messenger RNA of Macrobrachium nipponense, 3112 nucleotides long. RefSeq lists its product as uncharacterized. The coding region runs from base 978 to 2969 and encodes 663 amino acids. The transcript has 5 exons. The record is from RefSeq and is a predicted model, not a curated record. Lineage: Eukaryota; Metazoa; Arthropoda; Malacostraca; Decapoda; Palaemonidae.